CAACCGAAACCAUAGAAAACACCAUAGAGUUGAAACAGAGAGAACUGCAAUUCACUUGGGCGAAAGGAGGAAAAUGUCGGCUUCUUUACUAAGGAAGGGUUUGAAGUUGCUGGAGGAAUCGACAGCGGCCGCCUCCCGGCCCAAACCAACAGCGACCCCAACUCGGCUCAAGAAACAGUUGCUGAGGAGGAAGAAAAGAAAGAUCGUCUCAAGCCGCAAAAGAGAUAAAGCUACAGUCAAAGGCAAAGUUACUAGAUCUGCAUUAGAGGAGUAUCAGAAACGCCAGGCUGUUAACCAUUUGCAGGAAAACCUGCAGUACAUGCUGAGCAGUCAGUUUGUUACAGACAGUUCUGUCACUCAGAAGGUUCUGGCCCAAAAUAGAGGCAGGAAAGCUAGAGACCGCCCAGAGGAGGAGGCAAAGAAGAAGAAGCCGGAGGGCACAGUCUUCACUGAUGAAGAUUUCCAGAAAUUCGAGAAGGAAUAUUUUGCUGGAGCUGUUAGUCCAAAGUGACUUGAAUUGCCGGAGAGAAAUAUGGGUAUCAGUUCUUGACUUCCUUAAGUGAUUUGGCAGCCACAUUUCCUUCAGUAUCUUUCCCUAUGACUUGCUUAGUCCUAUGUUCUGGUAUCACAGUCUGUUCUUUUGCUGAAGACCCCAAGUCUCCUGUUCACCAAGAAAAUACUUUCAUGUAUGUUACAGUACUUUCUCUUCGAAAAUGAAAUAACUUUUCCCAUUGCUUAUGGACCUACAGUGAUUUACAGUACUAUUCUAUGCAGAGUUAUUCCGGUUCCAUUAAUGGGCGUAGACUGGAGUGUUUAGGAUUGCUGCUCAUUCCUGUAGAGAAAAGAGAGGUGAACUGAACCUAAAGGGUUUAUGAUAUUUACACAGGAUCAAUUUGGGAACUGACUUUUGCUCAUAUCUACCUGCCAUCUUUUAAAAAAUAUAUCAAAUGCCCGCAAGCUGUAGAUAUUGGAAUAUUGCCUUCUAAAGGAGUAAAACUAGGGAAACUACUUGUGUGAUUUUUAAAAAAUGUUGUACUCCAUCCCUCCUCUGAAAUACUCUCUUCCCUAAAAGCUGUGUUACCUUGGAGUUUCUUAUUCAGACAGUCCAUUUAACUGGCAUGUGUUGUGGCUAGCAUUAUGUAUGGGAAUGGGGGGAUCUGCCUGAAUGGCUCAUCGCUGCCAAUCUGCUGAGUUGCUCAGUAGUUGAGUUGUUGCCAAGGGUAAGUGGCAAGCUGCUGCUUGCAGUAAUGGCUGCUGCAAGCCUGGCAGAGCAUAGCAGGAACAGCUGUGCAACAGCAAAGCCAGUCCAAGAUAUGCUGGAAGCACAGCUCUCCAGGCAAGAUAUCCCCAGCACCCACCCAGGCAAAGCAGGGGAAUGCUGCUAAUCUGCUCCCUUGCUAAGUGCUGAAGGUCCUGGCUAAGGAAAGCAAUAAACUGCCCCUUUUUCAGGCACUGUGGCUUGCAGCGAGGGUGGCUGCAAACUCUGCUCCUUUCAGGACUCCAUGGAACACUGGGACAGAUGAGGCUGCACUCUAGCCAGCUGGAGGAGAUACUGAGCAGUAGCAUCCCUUCUUCAGUGCCUGGUGCAAACUUAAUGCUCUUUGCAGUGUUUUUCUUUAAAAAUAGUUUUAGCAAAAAAAUUUGGCACUUUGCAUGCUACAUAUUUUGAUCAUAGGCAGUUUUUUCCCACCCUGUUGUUAAGCAACCCCAUUCCACCUCCCCCCACCUCCAAUUCAGGUCACAACCAAUGUUGCCUGAGAGCAAGGGAGGUCAUGGCUGUGCUAUAGAGCAUCUGCUUGGCAUGCAAAGGUCACAAGUUCAAUCCUCAUCCUCUCCAGUUAAGGUUCACAUCCUAGCUGAUAGACAAGACUUCUGCCUGAGACCCUGGAGGGCUGGGUUGGCAGUACAGACUUUGCUGGACCUAGGGUCUGAGGGAGAUUUAUGAAAAGAUAUGUGUGUAAUUUUGUCCUUCAAAAAAUAUAGAUGCAUCCCUGGUUGGGAAA
Sphaerodactylus townsendi is the source of this 2003-nucleotide messenger RNA. It is a transcript of the gene RPS19BP1, whose product is annotated as ribosomal protein S19 binding protein 1. The record is from RefSeq and is a predicted model, not a curated record. The transcript is spliced from 4 exons. Bases 74 to 511 code for a protein of 145 amino acids. Gene Ontology annotation, cellular component: nucleolus. NCBI's taxonomy places the organism in Eukaryota, Metazoa, Chordata, Lepidosauria, Squamata, Sphaerodactylidae. Gene Ontology annotation, molecular function: enzyme binding.